AUGUAUUUUAAAAAAAUUUUACUCCCGAUAACUCUGCCAAUUUUGGCAAUUUUCACGGUUUAUUUACCCAAAAAAGUAUUCAGCCAACAUUACAUUAUCGAACAUGAGUUUGACCGGAACGUGAAUGUUCCUUAUGUUAAAUUGGUAAAAAUUAAUUUAGAUGAAGAAAGUGAAGGAAAUUCAAGAGGAAGAAUAGUUGGGAUAAAAAAAUUGAAAAUCGAAGUUGAAAUCCCAGAGAAUAUAGAGUUAGGGAAAGUCCAUAUGGAAGCAAGAAAUAGAUAUUUUAAUCCUGGUUCUUUUCGUUACCAUAGCACAAUUUAUAAUCCAGAAGGAAAAAUAACACUCAAAGAAAAUUUUAUGAAUGAAUUUAAAGAAGGAAUAUUUAUUAAAGAUAAUCAUAGAGUAAGUUUGGAACGAUUUAGUUAACAUUUUAGUAAAGUUUACAGUGUAA
Molecule: messenger RNA, 451 nt
Organism: Meloidogyne enterolobii
Lineage: Eukaryota; Metazoa; Nematoda; Chromadorea; Rhabditida; Meloidogynidae
Source: the annotation of a GenBank genome assembly